AUGGGGCUGUGUCCGGGACCCGUCGCGCCCCUGGGCUGGGCACUGGCGCUGCUCCUGUGUCUGGCCGGCGGGCUCAGCGAGGCCACCCCGCACUUGAGGUACAGCCGGCCGGGCGCCAGGAGCAAGAACUGGUGUGCCUACAUAGUGAACAAGAACGUGAGCUGCUCUGUGCUGGAUGGAACUGAGCGGUUUAUUCAGGCACAGUACAAAUGUGCCUGGAACCAGUUUCCCUGUUCACCAACCCCAGUCUACCGUAUGAGUUUCAGACCUCGGUAUACAAUUGCUUAUAAGACAGUAACAGAACUGGAGUGGAGAUGUUGUCCUGGUUAUAAAGGUGAAGAUUGCAGAGACGGUCCAGCAGAACAACCAAGAACUAUUCUGUUUCCCACUUCACCACCCCGACCCGGUGUGAAGAAAGUCUUGGACUCAGAACCAACGGAAAUGCCACGGGAAUCCCCCGAGAAGAAAAUUCAAUUCCUUGAGGAUGAAUUGUUUCGACUUACGCAGACGGUGCUUGAUCUUCAAUCCUCCUUAGCAGGUGUGAAUGAAAACCUGAAACUAACUGUCCAAGAAGAUGCCAGUAAGAUGUUGGUCUCAUGGCUGAACAACCUUCAUGAUCACCCAGGGCCUGAUAGUGUCGUGGGUGGUGAAACAGACAGUAUUCAUCUGCCUGGAAUACUUGGCAAGAAAGAGCCUUUUACUGAUUUUGGGGUGGAAGACAUAAAGUCUGAACUAGCUGAGGUCAAAAAUAUUUUGAAGACAAAAAAUGACAAGCUGGAAGAACUGAAUGGGAAAGUGAAAAGCUAUGAAGGGCAAUUAAAACAACUGCAGGAAGCAGCACGAGGACCUACAAUAACAAUACCGAGUGAUGAUUUAUAUCAGGAAUAUCUAGAUUCUAAAAUUGAGGCCCUGAGACAGGAAAUGCUGGAAGGAUUGGAGAAGAAAAUGGCAGAUCUGAAAAACUCAUGUGAAUACAAACUAAUGAAUAUCCAGCAACAAUGUGAUGACCACGAAACUAGCCGUUCAGAAAUAAUACAACUUGUAGAAGAAAAGGAAAAUGACCUGAGGAAAGAAAUAAAUGAGCUACGAACUCAGAUCCAGGCUCCUUCAAAUCAAUCAGGUUGCUGCAAGACUAGCCACAGUGAUGACUUUGGUCAACAGAUAAAGAAUUUGGAUGAGAAAGUUGACAGCAUUGUGGAAGUACACAGAAUCUUAAAUGCCAGAAUAGAUAAUGAAAUCAUUCGUAUUUCCACUCCAAAUCUAGAAGACAUCUUUGGCCCAAGAUGGGAGGAGCUAGAUGCUAGAAUCAAUGUUACAGAGAGGAAUGCUGAAGAACAUUGUUUUUACAUUGAGGAAACUCUCCGAGGUGCGAUAGCUGCUGACGUAGAUGAAGUCAGAGACUUACUUGAUCAAAAACUACAGGCAUUGGAAGACAGGCUGGGUGGCACUAUUUUAGAAAUUGCCAAUGCCACAGCCUCAGAUGGAAUAUCAAUUAGUUCAGGAUCAGUCUUGCACAGUGACUCAGGAUCUGGAAAUGAGCAGCUUACAACUGAGAUGAAUCUCCUGAGGAACAAACUACAAGCCAUUGAACACCUUUGCUGGCAGAAAUGCCAAUCUGCACCCCAAGAUAUGGAAGACCUUCAGAAAAGCAUAGAAAAUUGUAGCAACAAAUAUGAAUACUUGCUUUUGAAAGUAGAAGACAACUCUGCUCUUUUGAAGUCUUUAAAUGGUUCCCUUAAUGAGAAAUUUAACUUUACUAAGAGCAACCAACAGAACGUCCAAAAGGAUUUGCGUAGACUCCGGUAUGGUCUAAACAUCAUGGAUAAAGAUGUGAAAAAUCUUCAAGUUGGCUUGAGCAGCUGUAAGGAGCAACUUCUGGGUGUCAAUUCUACAUGUGAAAAGACCCAGCAAGGUGUAUUCAGAAAAAUAGAUGAAAUACAAAGAACAGUUAUGAAUCAAACUUCUCACCCAAAUGAUGAUUGCUGUAAUGAGGUGAAGGAGAGGAUGGAACAACUGAAAGAACAAAUCUUUAAUGACCUCAGGAAAUGUAAAGAGAACACCAGUGGUAUUCAGGAGGGAGUCUCGGAUGUGGAUAGCAGACUGUCCCAUGUUGAAAAAAUCUGCAGCAAAAUGGACUCCAUCUCAGGUAGCCUGCAGCGAAUAAAAGAAGGUCUGAACAAGCAUGUCACUAGCUUAUGGAACUGCAUCAAUCAGAUGAAUGGAACCAUGACAUCUCAUUCCAAAGACAUUUCUGGCCUCAAAAAUUCUGUCCAACAGUUCCACAAGCAGGUCACCAAAAUCACCACUGACCUUCAGGAGCUGAUGAAAAUUCAGUCUGGGGCACCUGAAAAUCAACCAAGAGUACCACUGGGGAUACCACAAGAAAGAACACCGCUACAGGCACCACAGCCAAGAACACCGCUACAGCCACCACAGCCAAGAACACCGCUACAGCCACCACAGCCAAGAAUAGUAAUACAACUACCACAAGGAGCCCCUCUUCAGCCAUCACAACCAAGAACUCCCCUACAACCAUCAUUGCCAGGUUCAGCCACUUUACCACUUUUGCCUGGAUCAACUGGGAUCAUUAUGGAGUCUGGACAGGCUGGUCCUCCUGGCACAGUUGUAAUGUCAGGAAGUGGACGGCCUAAAGGCAUAGAUGGUCAGUAUACCUUGCCCAUAGCUGAAGGAUAUGCAGGAGCACCAGGGUAUCCAAAAUUUUCUCCGCCUUCUACAGACUCACAAGGACCUACUGCUGCUGCCACCUCUCUGGUGUCUUUUUCGGCUGGUCUUACUCAGAAGCCUUUCCCCAGUGAUGCAGGCGUGGUCCAUUUUAACAAAGUGCUUGUGAAUGAUGGAGACUAUUAUAAUCCUAACACAGGCAUCUUCACAUCUCCCUAUGAAGGGCGCUAUCUGAUCACUGCUGUCCUUGCUCCUGAAAGGGAUGAGUAUGUAGAAGCAGUGCUGUCUGUUGCCAAUGCAAGCGUUGCUCAGCUCCACACAGCUGGUUAUAGAAGAGAACUGCUUGAGUAUCACAAACCACGAUCAGGGAAACGAACCUGUGGUGGUGCUGGAACAUUCCACCUCGUUCUUCACCUAAAAGCUGGAGAUGAAGUAAACAUUGUCGUUACUGGGGGCAAGCUGGCCUACACGGAUUCCGAUGAAAUGUACUCCACAUUUAGUGGAGUUCUUCUCUAUCCGUCCAUUGCUCAUGUCUAGGUUCCUCGUGAAAAGAAGGGUAAGAUAUUCAGAAGAAAUAAAAUUUGAAGCUUUAAUAUAUUCAUUUUAUAUAUUUGAUUUGAGUGGUGGGUUUAUGAUACAUAUUUAA
This is a messenger RNA of Gopherus flavomarginatus (Mexican gopher tortoise), 3328 nucleotides long. RefSeq names its product elastin microfibril interfacer 2 (gene EMILIN2). The transcript is spliced from 8 exons. The coding region runs from base 1 to 3219 and encodes 1072 amino acids. Gene Ontology annotation, molecular function: protein binding. The record is from RefSeq and is a predicted model, not a curated record. NCBI's taxonomy places the organism in Eukaryota, Metazoa, Chordata, Testudines, Testudinidae.